AUGGAAAUUUGCCGUGCUUGCAUGAGCGACUCCGUGACCCUGGUGGAUAUAUUUUGCGAUCGGCCAUUACCUGAUUAUGAAUAUAGCCUGGCGGAGAUGCUAAACGAGCUCGUGGACUUUAAGGUGAAGCGCGAUGAUAAGCUGCCGCAGAAGAUAUGCGUAUCUUGCGGCUUAAAUGCCCAAAUCGCGUUUAGAUUCCGGCGCAGAUUCGAGCAAAGCCAUCGACUGCUCUGCAUGAAGGCUAUGGAAGACGAGAACGUUUUCGUCCAUGUGCUGGAAGCAGAUCCGAACGCAGGCCAGUUGAAGCAGAAGCUGCAGCCCUCAAUGCCAGCGAUCAACGAGAAAUCCAACUCUAAGCUGGGGAGUGCUCGUAAAUUACGCAAGGGAAGACUUCAGAGCACCGAGGAGCUCAUCACCAGCAUCAGCAGCAGAAGCGUAUCGCGUGAAAAAGACGGCAAUGUUAUAGUAGUUAUCCCGGACAUAGACUCUUUCAACGGAAUGGAUCAGGCGGAUCGAUCAUGCACUAUAGUGGACAAUGCUGACGCUUGUAAACCUCAUCGCUAUCCCCUACGCCAUAGAAUCUGCAGCCAGAACGCGCCCAAAUCGGUUGAGAUUCCUCUUCUGCCCCGUCCCAUGCGCAGCAGGAUGCGCCAGUUCAAGUGUGAUUCGUGCCAUCUAUCGUUUGCCUCAAUAGAAAAUCUAAGUAAACACAAGCUGCAGCAUGAAGGCAAACGUAACUUUAAGUGUCUAAAUUGCAUGAAGGCCUAUCGCAAGAAAUCAAAACUUCUGAGACAUAUACAGACGCAUAUUAAAGAGCAUCCGAACAUGUGUCCACAGUGCUCGAGGACCUUCGGAUGCAGAUCGAAGCUUCGGAGACAUCUCUACUCCCACAGUGAGGAGCGUCCGUUCAUCUGUCCCCAUUGCCAAUCGGCGUUCAAGAAUCCAUGGAAUCUUAGAAGACACGUACUCAAUCAUUCUAAAAAGAAAACGUACAAGUGCUCCGCUUGUAAAAAAAGUUUUGCCAACAAAUGGAAUUUGAAAUUACAUUCUUGUUUGCCCCAAAGUUGCUUGCGCAAAUGA
Messenger RNA from Drosophila montana, 1080 nucleotides. RefSeq names its product zinc finger protein pita-like. The coding region runs from base 1 to 1080 and encodes 359 amino acids. Gene Ontology annotation, biological process: regulation of DNA-templated transcription. The transcript has a single exon. Gene Ontology annotation, molecular function: DNA-binding transcription factor activity, RNA polymerase II-specific; RNA polymerase II cis-regulatory region sequence-specific DNA binding; zinc ion binding. Gene Ontology annotation, cellular component: nucleus. The record is from RefSeq and is a predicted model, not a curated record. NCBI's taxonomy places the organism in Eukaryota, Metazoa, Arthropoda, Insecta, Diptera, Drosophilidae.